AUGAACUUUAUGAUGAGGUUGGUUCAUUUAAUCAGAAAAUCAUCAAACUUACUAUCAUCAUCAUCAUCUCCAUCAUCAUCAUCAUCUAUAUUGACAACUUCGGAAUCUGAUACGGAUAAAAUGAGUGCCUCAGCCAAGAGGGUCGUUAGAAGUGUUGUAUUGAGUCCACCUACCAGAAAUGGCACUGGCACUGGUAUUGGAAAUAGUGGAAGGCACGCACAACCUACCCAACACCAACACCAGCAUCAUCAACAACACCAGGGCAACAACAAUAACAACAACGGCAGUGGCAGUGGCAGUGGUAGUAUUAGAGUAGUGAAUUAUAGACGUCAUUAUCAUCAUAACAAUCAUCAUAAUAAUCAUAACCAACAUCAUAAUCACAAUCAUAAUCAAAACCAUCACAACAAUCAUCACGAUUCAUCCUCGUCCAUUGUCCAUACUACGCCUAGGAGGAAGAGGGUUUUCAAGUACUCCUAUAUCAAACAAAGGCCAAGAGGACGUGUUGUGAGGGCUACCUUGAGUGAGACGAAUCCCACCACCGCUCUGACCCAGCAUCCACAAACUACCUCUACCACGCAUCAGAGGCUUGAGAAUACAAACCAACAAUCCCAAUCACAAGCACAAUCACAACAUAUUGCAGCAGCUCCAAAGUCCAGAGACCAUCAAGAAUUUGAAGAAGUGUUCCAAGAGGAAGAAGAAGACCAGGAUCAAGACUACGAAGAGGAACAAGACGAGGACAACAACAACGACGACUGCGACGAAGAAGAGGAAUAUAUAGUCAACCAAUCAAUGAGCACAAGGAGAUCAGGCAGCACCGGUGCUCAAGCUUAUAGGUCACCCUACCAUCUACCAAGUCAUUCAUCACACGCUCACGCUCAUUCCAAUCACAGCUACACCUCAACAACAACAACCACCACCACAUCGACAACAAUGCACACAGCGGUACUGUCAGCAAUCCAGAUCAAUGAUCUGCAGAAUAGAGAGUUGACACCAGAGGACUACAGUCUCCUAUUGUUGCUGGACAACUCUGUGAAGCCACGCACGGCACCAGAGAGCAUUGUGCGCUCGUUCCCAGUGGAGCGACUGACGGACGCCCACCAACAACGCUGUCCCACCUGCAUGGUGUGUCUGGUCGACUUUGAGAAAGGUGAACAAGUGACCGUCAUACCCAAGUGCAAGCAUGUCUUCCACACGCCAUGUAUCACCAACUGGCUGACCAAGUCAUCCACCAAGUGUCCAAUCGAUGGUCUACUCUGUUAUGAUCAA
Acytostelium subglobosum LB1 is the source of this 1266-nucleotide messenger RNA. RefSeq lists its product as hypothetical. Lineage: Eukaryota; Evosea; Eumycetozoa; Acytosteliales; Acytosteliaceae. Gene Ontology annotation, cellular component: nucleoplasm. The transcript has a single exon. The annotation marks the transcript as partial. The record is from RefSeq and is a predicted model, not a curated record.